Molecule: messenger RNA, 3916 nt
Organism: Nipponia nippon (crested ibis)
Lineage: Eukaryota; Metazoa; Chordata; Aves; Pelecaniformes; Threskiornithidae
Source: RefSeq, a predicted model, not a curated record
AUGGAUCACUUGGGGACAGCGGAUGCGGAGGACGACGCUGGAUCACUAACGCGGCUCGCUCCUAGUCCUCACAGCGAAGCAGUUGCGCAUGAGUUUAAGGAACUCUCAUUGCAGCCCAAUCAGUACUUACCUCCUCUUAAUGAACGGAAGAAUGUACUUCAGCUGAGGCUCCAACAAAGACGGACACGAGAACAGCUGGUGGACCAGGGCAUCAUGCCACCUUUGAAAAGUCCAGCUGCAUUCCAUGAGCAGAUAAAGAGCCUGGAGCGAGCCAGGACUGAAAAUUUUUUGAAGCACAAGAUUCGCAGCAGGCCGGACCGGUCUGAGCUGGUCAGAAUGCACAUCCUCGAAGAGACCUUUGCAGAGCCUUCACUACAAGCCACUCAGAUGAAGCUGAAGAGAGCUCGGUUGGCAGAUGAUCUGAAUGAGAAGAUUGCUCAGAGGCCUGGCCCUAUGGAACUGGUAGAAAAAAAUAUUCUUCCUGUAGACUCCAGCGUUAAAGAAGCUAUUAUAGCAGUUGGACAAGAGAAUUAUCCUCAAGCUUUGGAUGAUUAUUCAUUUGAUGAAGACAGCAGUGAUGCUUUAUCACCAGAUCAGCCAGCCAGCCAAGAAUCCCAGGGUCCAGCAGCUUCCCCUGGUGAGCCAAAAACAAGUGACUCACCAUCACCAAUAACACCAAAUGCUGCUACGUCAACACAGUAUCCACCUUUAACCUCUCCAGUUCCUGAAUUUCUCAAAACUCCCUCUGCAAUCGAACAGCACGUUACACGUUCUACUGCUACAACUACCCUGACCACAAAUACUGUAUCUGCAGCAAAGCCUGGGCCAACAUUAGUAAAGCAAAGCCACCCAAAGAACCCAAAUGAUAAGCAUCGGAGCAAGAAAUGUAAAGAACCUAAGCCAAGGGUGAAAAAAUUGAAGUAUCAUCAAUAUAUUCCACCUGAUCAGAAAGGUGAGAAAAACGAGCCACAGAUGGACUCCAACUAUGCUCGUCUGCUACAACAGCAGCAACUGUUUUUGCAGCUGCAGAUCCUGAGCCAACAGCAACAACACUACAACUACCAGACAAUUCUACCUGCACCGCUAAAGCCACUGAAUGACAAACAGAGUAACAACGGGAAUGCGCCACUGAACACUUUGAACAACAGUACACCAACAUCAGCUGCCAGCUCACCAAGACAGAACAGUAAUAUUCCUAGCCGGAAACCAGGACCUCUACCUUCAAGCUUGGAUGACUUGAAGGUAGCGGAGCUUAAAAUGGAGUUGAAAUUGAGGGGAUUACCAGUAUCUGGAACAAAAACAGAUCUUAUUGAGCGUCUGAAACCCUAUCAAGAUCUUAAUAACAAUGGGGUUGCUACUAGUAGCUCUGUUACAGUAACCACUUCUACUGGGGCCACAGGUAACACUGGGGAAGUGACUGUGGCAUUUCCUGUUGCAACACUAAAUAAGCCAGUGGCUAACACGAUAUCCAGCUUUCCUCCAGAAAAAACAGCUACUGGACCUGGCUGCAAAGUAGUAAAUACUGAAAACAUCAGCUCUCCUUUGCCUAUAUCUCCCUCUCCUUCAGAACAAUCUAGUCUAAGCACAGAUGAUACUAGUAUGGCAGAUACUUUCACAGAAAUGAUGACCAUGAUGUCACCAUCCCAGUUCUUAAGUACUUCGCCACUAAGAGCAAAUAUGAGUGAUGAUAAUCAGAAUCGCAGUAGUGGAAGCAUCUCAACCAUGGAGUUCGAUGUAGCAGAAAAGGACCGCAAGCUUCAAGAGAAAGAAAAGCAGAUUGAAGAGCUCAAAAGGAAACUGGAACAAGAGCAAAAGCUUGUGGAAGUACUGAAAAUGCAACUUGAGGUUGAAAAACGGGGACAACAGCAACAGUCUCAGGCUUCUGGUAACUCAACUGCUUUGGAACAGAAGCAAUUCAGUCCUGCUGUCAAAGAUGAAAAUGCUCUUACUGACUGCUCUAGUACAAGUCAAUCUGUACCUGUAGCUAGUCAUUCUUUAGGACAAUCGGUAUAUACUAGUGGCCAGAAUCCAGUUGCCAAAAAGGCGGUUGUUAUCAAGCAGGAGAUACCUGUGGCCAAAGCUGAACCUCAGAAUGCCAUUUCUCAAUUUUAUGUUAACCCACAGAGGCAGCCACAAACUGCAGUUGUUGCCCAACCUCAAGCUUUAUUAACUACUCAAGGAACUGCACAGCUUCUCCUUCCGCUGUCUAUCCAGGGACCGAAUUCUACCACUGCAGUGCAGCUACCAGUUGGAAAUAUAAAGUUGCAGGCUCAAUCACAAGCUGGAAUACAGACCCCAUCACAAAUACCUGCUCCUAUUUCUUCCUCUGGCCUGGUCCAGACAGCACCUCAGAUGCAUACUCCACAAUCAAAACAAAAUACCAUCACGCAGCAUGCACUUGGUCAGACCCAACAAAUCAGAAAGGUUUUUCCACCUACCACAUCAAAUACAGUAUUUUCCUAUCAGACUGCACCGGUUACAACACCUUCACAGUCUUUUAUUAAUAAAACAUCAAACUCUAACAUUCACGCUGGUAGUAAUCAGGUUCCCUCUGUGCAGAAUGGACCUGCUACUCCUAAUAAGCCUGGCUCUCCAUCUCAAGCCCAGCCUUAUAUUGUUCAACAAUCCCUCUUCAACAACACAGUAUCCAAGACAAAAGAUCCUCCUCGUUAUGAAGAGGCCAUAAAACAGACCCGCAAUAUGCAGACAUCGCACCGUGAGGUUUCCAGUGCGCACAGUCAGCAGAUGGAUGAUCUUUUUGAUAUUCUCAUCAAGAGCGGAGAGAUUUCCCUUCCAAUAAAGGAGGAACCAUCUCCCAUUUCUAAAAUGAGACCAGUAACAGCCAACAUCACUACAAUGCCAGUGAAUACAGUGAUAUCCCGCCCACCACCACAAAUCCAAAUGGCCCCUCCUCCUGUGUCCUUAGAACCAACAACCAGCUUGUCCAUAAGUUUGGAAAACCAACUUGAAGCCCUCUUGGAUGGAACUUUACCAUCAGGUAAUGAAAUUCCUCAACUGACAAGCAGUAACGAGGACAGAGAGUCAUUUUCUUUAAUUGAAGACCUCCAGAAUGAUCUGCUUAAUCACUCCAGCAUUUUAGAUCACUCUCAUUCACCCAUGGAAACAUCCGACCCACAGUUUACCACUAGUAAUUCUUGUCUGUCUCUUGACCUUCCUGAUACGAAUUUGGACAAUAUGGAAUGGCUAGACAUUACAAUGCCCAGCUCCUCAUCUGGACUCACUCCUCUCAGUUCUACUGCCCCCAGCGUGUUUUCCACUGACUUUCUAGAUCCACAAGAUCUACAGUUGCACUGGGAUUAAGCUAUAGCCAAUGAGAACAUGACCUGCAAGUCUCUUUACAGCAGAGGUCCAUUAUUAUACCAUUCUGAUUGCAGUUGAGGUAAAUUAAGACAGUAAUGUUUGGAAGAACAAAUGCUUGAAGCUAAUUCCUUAUUGAUUUUCAAGUUUACAACAGUGAAUUACUUUAUGCUCCUAUCAGUAAUGCAGAUCAGGGCCCUCUGAAAGCUGUAUUUCACAAGUCGAGAAAGGAUGAUUGUACUUACUGAUUGAAAGUACCCCAAGGUAAAUGCAUCACAAAUAUUUAAGAAAGAAGUUAUGUCUCCGACCUUGUAAUGCUUAAAUGAGCAACACAACAUGGCUAAACUUUCAGAAGAAAAAGUGAGAUUUCAACUGUCUAUAUUGACACAGUGAGCAAAUGUUUGGGGGAGGGUGAGGUAUCACUGCACUUCAUUGUUCCUGUGGAUAGCCUGAGCCAGGUUCAAAAUGAAUUGUGAGGGCAAAGGCAAGUAAAAGCACUGGCUGGUUCAGUGAAAUUUCAUAUAUCUAGUCUCUUAAUUUGUUCAAGUUGUUUUUAUAUUUUGGUUUUGUGGUUUUUAAAACUCUUCCCCCAUUCUUU